This is a messenger RNA of Mycena indigotica, 591 nucleotides long. RefSeq lists its product as uncharacterized. Bases 1 to 591 code for a protein of 196 amino acids. NCBI's taxonomy places the organism in Eukaryota, Fungi, Basidiomycota, Agaricomycetes, Agaricales, Mycenaceae. The record is from RefSeq and is a predicted model, not a curated record. The transcript has 8 exons.
AUGCCUCCGUCUGUUUUCUUGCCGCCCGCGCUCAUCCCAGCCUCCGUAGCACCCUCCUGCUCCCCGUUCUCAGCCCUAGUUUGGGCUUUCAAGUCGUGUUCCCGAGUGCACCGUUUACGGCAACGCGUCCAGUCAUACGGAGUCUGGCGCAACCGGUCUACUCAACCACACGGAAGCCGCUCGAACGGGCAGCGUCAGGCGCGCCAUUUAUCGCUGGCAACCAGCUGCACUGUUGUCGUCGUUUCACACCCGGCUCACGACUCUCUGGACUCAGCCGAGUCCGAGCACCAACUCAGAGCUUCUCCGAGUCCUCGGUCGCUUUAUACUUUGCGGGAGGGGGGAACCUCUGCGUGGACAUGGGGACUCUGCCGAUUCGUUGCUGUUCGCGCCGCCGUCGUCAGAGAUGAGGAACCUCUGCUUGUAAGUUGGGGAGCCUCUGCGUGGACAUCGACUAUGCCGUAUAGCUUCUUAGCUGUCCGCGCUGCUGUCUUCAGACGGGGAACCUCUGCUCUCGUGUCAUCGAAUGUGGACGUCGUCAUGGAUGCCGCGCCGCCACCUCUUCCCUCUGCGGUGCCAACGUCUCGCAACUAA